This is a messenger RNA of Seminavis robusta, 4413 nucleotides long. Lineage: Eukaryota; Bacillariophyta; Bacillariophyceae; Naviculales; Naviculaceae. The record is from the annotation of a GenBank genome assembly.
AUGAGUCUAGACGAAGAUAUCGAGCUGCACAUCACCCCGAGUGCCGAUGACAUUCUCGAGGUGUCUCCCGUGAACAGUAAAGAGAGCUAUGCUCAAUCUUACCAUUCGUCGACAUCGGCAGGAGCCAGUCCUACAGCUUCCAUGCGCCAUCGACGACAUCUACCCAAUGAAGAUGCCUUUAGUUCUUCCAGUGACGGAUCCGACGAUGAGCAGGACUACGACGAUACGAGGCAACCGCCACCCAGAAGAAUUACUGGUACCGACCCUAGCAGCAAUUCCCGCAACCCCAAUAUUCUUAUCCAACAAAGCACCAGCAGCAUUUCCCACGUGGCAUCAGCCUCGCCCACUUCCCAGCAACAACAACAACAACAACAGAGACCAUUACAUGUACGAACCAACAACAACUCCAAAGGAGCCAGUCAAACGCCCCAAAAUACCCAUAAUAAUCAGCAGCAACAGCAGCCACAGUCGAAAGGUCGUAGCAGUCAAGCACAAUCCGAAUUUGACAAGGCAUUGUUGACCGGUGUGCCUUCCAGAGGCCAUGCUACUUCCUUUUUCAAUGAAUCAACUGACUAUACCGACGCCAAUGCGUCGUCUUCCGAUGGCAUUGAACACCCAUAUCAUCCACCUCAACAACAACCUAGCAUCCCAGAAGACGAUGAGGUUUCGGCUGCUGCUACCCACGCUACAGCUUACUCGAAUGCACAAUCACAUACUUCCUCCUCCAGCAUGAAAAAGCACCGAAAAACUCAUAAAGUCAGCAUCACCACAACCACACACUCAUCCGCCAAUUCGGUUGCAUCCGUGGCAUCCGCCGCAUCGUCCACCUACAAUCCACUCUCCAGUCUCAAUGCCAAUAAUAGUAGUCAAGCCAGUCAAAACAAGUUUGCCCUCCACAAUACUGGAUCGUUUGAUGGAGGAGCCAGUCUCGCAGGUCGAUCCACAACCAGCUCACAACAACAGCAGCAGCAACCACAGACACACAAAAACAACAAUGACGACCAUCUCGACUCGACAAAUAAUAAUAAUGCUCAAGACUUGAGCAGUGGAGUCUUACCGGAUGUACUCAUGACAAUGCGACAAAAGAUUGAAUCCAUGCAAUUGUUUGACAGUGACAUGAUGAAAUUGGCAUCGUCGGAUGCCAGGCAUAUGGAUGAAAUGGCAGCCGAAACCAGAGAAUCACUCAAACGGUCAUCGCAACAAUCCAUAUCGGCAGCAGUACUAGUGUCGCUGGCACACAAACGAUACGAACGACGGCGACUCGCAGCCAUGGAGAUUGAAAAAGUUGUCAGGAGUUUGGUACAACAAAAUGAGUUGGAACGAGUCCGGGCCAUUUUGCUGCUGCUGAGUGAUGACUACGUACGAUCCACCAGUGAGGAUGCCCGCAAGGGAGGUGUUGUGGCAUUGGCUGCCUGUGCCAUUGGACUCAAAAAGGCCAAUGAUGUGGCAACUGUGAUGGAAUGCCGAGACUUGAUUCUGGCAAGUGUAGUUCACGCAUGUCAAGAUCACUCCCAACGGGUCCGCUACUAUGCCACAGAAUCGCUCUUCAAUGUAGUCAAAGUGAUUCCAGGCUUGGCGGUCCAACAUUUCUUCAUUCUGUUUGAGAUCCUCAGGUCUUUGUAUGCAGAUGUAGAUGUGGAUGUGCGGAGUGGAGCCGAGUUGUUGGACAAGAAGUUGAAAGAAGUGAUUGUGGGAGCCUGUAACUCGGGAUCAUUUAGCACUGAUGCCUGUGUUCCAGUCUUUGCACGAUUUGUCUACAUGAGGAACAAGGCCACCAAACGAUUGACGUUGACAUGGUUGCAAGAACUCAAUGAAAAGCUCAUUGGGGCGCCAAUAUUGGAGUUCCUACACCUCUUCCUGGGAGGCAUCUUCGACAUGGUGGCUGAUCCCUCCUUGGCCAUUCGACAAUCUGCACUGGCGUUUCUUCAAUCCGUCUUGCCCAAGUUGUUGGUUGUCAAUUCGGAAGCUAUUGCCGACAUGGAUCAUGAAGGAAUGAAGGUAGAUUUUGACAAGAUCCUACAAUCGUUGGUCACCACCAUGGAGCACCCGGAUCCCUUUGUUCGGAAAGUUGCCAUGUACUGGAUGUCUCGAAUCGUAAAGGCGCACAUGAAAGAACUUCAUGCUCGAAGCCAGGCGACCAAAGGCAACAAAAAAUCUUCCAACAUGAUGAAUCCGGAUGGCAGGGUGAGCCCAGCCGAUAAACCUGGCAAAGAUGCUCCAAGCGGCGCCGAACAAGACAAGCCUGAUCCUGGCAAUGGCGACAGUAGCGAUCGUGAACGAAAAAGCGAAAAGGGAAAGCCACCACGAUUCAGCGCCGCUUCCAUAUCGGUGCGAAACUCAUUGCCUCACGUGCUCCCUGGUAUUCUGCUGAGUAUUGGUGACAAUUUCAACUCAAAGAGCGGUUCACACAAAGACACCUUUCUGCCAGACCAAACAACAAACGAACUUGCGGAACAGACGAACGCCUACUUGCGUGACGCAGUCAGACGUGAUGGCCAAGCUUACGUUCAGCAUCUGGACAGCUUCAUUGUUGCCCUUCGUGAGGAACUCGAUUCACCGGGAGGCAUAAGUGCUCGAAACCCACCGGCUGAAGAACGCAAGUUGUACAGAAUAGAUGUCAAUAGAGACGGCACAGGAAUUGAGAGUCCAGGGUGGUACCGAGCCAGCAAUGACACGAAAGAGAGAAAUGAGGAAUCGAUGGUUUCUUCCCGUCUUUGCGCCUUGCAUUGGAUCAUUGUACUCUACGAAAGCGUAGUUCCUGAUGCUUUGAAAGCUGAGUACGCCCGAGAAUUCAUUGUUCCCAUUAUUCAUCAGCUCGUGGAUAAUCCUCCCGAGAAGAUCGUAUUCAAGAGUCUCGAAGUGCUUGCCAAGAUUACAGUGCCUGUAUCAGGUGAAGAGAAAUCUCGGAUCGAGCAGCAGAGCCCCCGAUUUGCCAGUGGCUCUGUGUCUUUGUCGGGAUUCAAUACCCAUCUCCCGCCUUGGGCGUCUCCACGCGACUUUGCUCAUGAUGGGCAUUCGGAAGAAGAUGAAGCCGAAUUCCCAAUGACUGACGCCAAUGCCUCCUUUGCCCUGGAUAUUCUCCAUCCAUCACGAAGGAAAAGCAAGUCGCGAGACAGGGAGGUGUUCACUGCACUUAUUCAGUUGCACUGCUACAAUCAACAGCUUCUCAAUGACUUGUCGAGAGUGAUUGCCUUCAUGUGCAGGCUUCAACCACCAGAGUUUGUGUUUGUCUCUUUUGCCGUCGAACUUGACCGAUUUUUUCGUCGAUUGCAAAAGAAACACCAAUUAGGGGCGAUACGGUCGGAGGAUCGACGAGACAAUGAAACGAACAACGACAUCAGCAAGCGUCCCCUCUCGAGCGAUCUUGAAUUUGUCGCCUCUUUCGUGCAACAAAUGUCCCAUGUUUUGCUCAACGCCGAGGAAGCCAAACCACUACGGGAUACUCUACGAGAUUGUGUCGGAUUCAUGCCCUCCAACACGAACGAAACCAGAGAACAUCGCCGUGUUCGUCUUUUUUCGAUCCUGCUGCACUCUUUCUCGCAUAGCGUUGUAGCUACAGUAUCUCUCUGCCUUUGGGGCGGCGCGUACAGAACCGCAUCUAUGUUCCUGAGCCAAAUCGUCUCUCUGGACAUCAAUCUAAUGUUCCUUCUGGAACUCGACCAGAUGAUCGAGUCUCUUGAGCGGCCAUUGUUCCGCCACCUGCAUGUUCGCAUGCUUGAAGGGUCCGAAGAUCCUUUCGCUGAGGCGUCUGGUGCUAUGCUGUUCAAAGCGUUGAAGUUCCUUUCGAUGAUUGUACCCCAAAGCACCUGUUACAACGUGUUGAAAGAUCGCCUCAUCAGUAUUUCUCGGUUCAGGCAGAGCACUGCCAUGGCGAUUCCUGCUAGUGCUGUUGUCCAAGGAGCAGCGGAAUCAGCCAAGAUUGCGAGUACACGAGUGAACGAGCAAACGGAAGCCUUUGUCGCCCGGAUCCUCAACGUCCGUGCCAUUCAUUGUGAUGCCAUGUGGCAAACAAUUCGAUCAGAAAGCCUUGAAACUCAGGCGCCAACGGAGCCCGGUCCUGUCCACGAUGAAGGGGAAUCUCGCAGACAAUGGCUGGGCUACGCGUCCAAGGAAGAACAGCAAAAAGCCGAAGAAAGGUACAAGCGAGAAAAGCUCACACGACAAGAGGGCUCUGGUUUGACCAUUGAACAGCUUGGUGGCUACGAGGACCUCGGAGGAGGAGACCGUCCCGACCAGGAUGACCCGGAAGCUGAUGACAAAGAAGAGAAGCGCGAUAACCCUCUACCGCUUGGAAAGCGAGGUAAAGGCAAGCAGAGCCUGAAACUGCCCCUUCCCAAGGAGGGCGAAGAACCAACAGCUACAACUAGCGACGCCCAAGAAGAAGCUUGGAAAGCCUACUGGCAGCAAGGAUAA